ACCAAGGAACUGCGGAUAUGGACCACAAUGGUGCAGGAUGAUCUAGCUGUCAAAAAUACGUCCGCUGAUACUUAUUCAUUUCGUAUUGUGGUUAGAUCAGGGAUUAUUUACAGUUUUGUUUAACGAAUAAAGCAGUAGUAUUGCAAUCAUCGUGACGAAUAACUGUAAAUGCAGAACUCGAAGAUGUUUAGUAUUCAUAAAUUGUGAGUGUAUGUGGUUUAAGGUGGGGUGUUUGACGGACAGAUCAUCGGGUUUCUCGGAAGAAACAAAGCAGAAUAAUUUCUCAGCCAAUAUUUAACUCACGAUGAAUAAUCGUCGACGUACAAAUAACUUCACGUACGUAAGUUCGUGCGUGAAAUACAUGAUUUUCAUGCUCAACUUCGUAUUUUGGCUGUUUGGGGGCCUGCUGAUAGGCGUUGGCCUUUACGCGUUUGUGGACAAAUGGCAGGCAACUGGUUCUGUACGAGUGGAAAAUGUGUAUGAUGUCGUUUUGAAUAUCUCGCUGGUUAUGGUGAUCGCCGGUGGAGUUGUCUUUAUUGUCAGCUUUGCAGGCUGUGUUGGAGCUCUUCGUGAAAAUACCUGCCUGCUUAAAUUUUACUCGCUGUGUCUAUUGGUCUUCUUUUUACUGGAGAUGGGAGUUGCAAUCGUAGGAUUUGUAUUCCCACACACCUUGCAGUCAUUGUUAGAAGAAUCAUUCACUGAUAAAAUUAUCCAAACUUACCGCGAAGACCCAGAUCUGCAAAACUUCAUAGAUUUUGGACAGAAAGAGUUUAAAUGUUGCGGCCUGAGUGGUGAGGGCUAUCGGGAUUGGGCGAAGAAUGAGUACUUCAACUGCUCUAGUCCAAGUGUUGAGAACUGUGGAGUGCCAUUUUCAUGUUGCAUGAAUGCCACCAACAUUUCUAGUGGAUUGGUAAACAUUAUGUGUGGCUACAAGGCACAAAACUUGACACUUCCAGAAGCAAGCAAGAAAGUAUGGACUAAUGGCUGUAUAGAGAGAGUACGGAGUUGGGCAGAACGUAACUUGUACACUAUAGCUGGUAUAGCUUUGGGCAUAGCGCUCAGUCAGUUAUUUGUAAUUUAUCUGGCAAAAACUUUGGAAGGCCAGAUCGAAUUGCAAAAGUCCCGUUGGCACUCCUGAGCCUGACCUCAGGCCACCUACCGCUACCAAAUCACCUCUUCGAAUGGCAGGCAGGUGGCCAGCUGUCAAUCCAGAAGCCAAGAAGCCGAAGUCAGUGUAAAUGCUCGAAUGGCUCUACUCGUUAUGUUUGCCAUCUCACUUUAUGUCCUUUGCAUUCUUUCCCUCAUCAGAUUAGUCCUUUAUUUCAGAAAUUACUUUCAUUUACAUCUGGGCAAAAGCUAAUUAAAUUCAUGUCAUGAAUUGUAUAAGUAUUCAUGGAACGUUGUCAUUUACUUUUUGUUUUUAAACGAACCUGAUUCAUUUAUCUUUUCUUUUUUUUUUCUUACUUAAAUGGUAAAUUGGUAUGUAUGUACCUAGAUUAUUGUUUUAAUUUUUCUUUAUUAUUACAAAGUAAGUUAUUUCAUAAACUGAAAACCACUUUUAAUAAUCUAGUACUAGCGUUUUGGGUAUAAUAUUUAUCUUUGUUUGUUUAUCUGUUAUCUUUUUACAGUUUUCAGACUAUGUCACAUAUGUCACAAAAACACUCUAAUAAUUAGAUAUUACAAAACAUGGUUAUGGCUAAAACACAUGCCUCAAGUAUUCGAGGAGCGGGUACAAAUUUGAGGAAAAACUAACUGGCUAUAUUUUCGGUUGUUGAAUGACAGAGGAAUAUUAUAAUAUUUGAUG
Molecule: messenger RNA, 1804 nt
Organism: Diprion similis
Lineage: Eukaryota; Metazoa; Arthropoda; Insecta; Hymenoptera; Diprionidae
Product: tetraspanin-33-like
Exons: 5
Coding region: 305-1138 (277 amino acids)
Biological process (GO): protein localization to plasma membrane; protein maturation
Cellular component (GO): membrane
Source: RefSeq, a predicted model, not a curated record